CUAAAAUCCUGAACUGUACAUAUAUAACAAGUAAAAUCUCACGAAUGAACUAUACCUAGAGACAUUUUAGUCGCACUUUUUGUUGUGAAAGACUAUAUGAAUCAAGAAUCAUGUUAUAUUGUACAUAUACGAAGGGAAGGGAAUAUAUGUGUAAAUGAUACGAAGAGUCAAGUUUCUUCAUCUUUACACAUAAAAAGGAACAUCUUUUAAAUGUUUCUUAUGUUACACAUUAAAUGUAAAGAAGCAAAUGUACAAAAGCACAGACUGAUAUGCAAAGGAGUGUGGUAAAGAAUCAACUUUAUUGAUUUCGCAGGCAGGUUGCUACAGCAGUACAGCACACAAAACCUUGCUUGUCUUGCUUGCUCUUCUUUGUGUCCUCUGAUGCGCCUCUGUUUCCACUUUAUUUUUGCUUCUUAAUAUUUUUGUCAACACCUAUCUUAAGGGAUCCCAUAAUUUUGGGCCUGAGGUGACCACCUCAAAUGCCUUAUUUUGGGACGCCUAUGCAUACACUUGACUACUCCCUACAUAUACCGAUAUACGUAUGUAUGUAUGUACGUACAUACAUAUAUAUACAUAUGUAGAAUAAAGACACGCGAGUAUAUAAUAAACACACUAAUACAUGUGUUUAGCUAGUUGGUCCAUAUAAUUGUUGUUUGGAGAGUAAAUUGUGGCCAGGGUGGCUAAUCACCUUGCAAAUAAAUUGUAAGGCAUCUUCAGAGUAAAAGAUACUGAAAUUUUAUCUAGCUUCCUUGGGGCUAGCUGCUUUCUCAUUUCUCUCCAUCUGUCUCUUAGCUUUCUGGUGGUGAGCAUGGGAAGAACUAGAAGCGGAUCAUCUUCUUCGGUAUCCAUAGCAUUUUAUCUUCAACAUUUGUUUGUGCUUGGCAGUUUUGUCAUUUUCUCACAUUGUGAGGUAAGAAAAGCUUCAGGUGAAUCUUCUAUUCAAUCAGAGAUAACGAAGCGGUUCGAUGUAUACCUGUCGACGGGGGACGAUUCUUCUUCCUAUUCAAAUUCUCAAUGGUACGGUGUGAGUUCCCCGUUGAAUUUACCACCAUUUGACUCUCUCGCUCCGGAUCCCUCGCCGGAAAUCUCCCCUGCCUCCGCCUAUUGCGCCUAUUCUCCACCUCCGUACUCUCCUUACCUACUCCCUCCUCCGUCAACUACUUCACCGCCGAGCCCAACUUCGCCUAAUUUCAACCCGCCUCAAACCGGCCCAAGCCCUAAUGAGCCUGCUCUAAGCCCGCCAAUAACUGUCCCCAGCCCAAUCGAACCUGUAGGGAGUCCACCGCAAACUGUCCCGAGUCCAAUUGAACCUGUCACAAGCCCACCUCAAUCUGUCCCGAGCCCAGUUGAACCAGUUAGAAGUCCACCUCAAUCUGUUCCCAGCCCAGUUGAACCUGUUAAUAGUCCACCUCAAUCAGUUCCAAGCCCAGUUGAACCUGUUAAAAGUCCACCUCAAUCUGUUCCAAGCCCAAUUGAACCUGUUAAAAGUCCACCCCAAUCUGUUCCAAGCCCAGCUGAACCUGUUAAAAGCCCACCUCAAUCUGUUCCAAGUCCAGUUCAACCUGUUGAAAGUCCACCUCAAUCUAUUCCGAGUCCAUUUCAGCCUGUUUUCAGCCCGCCUCAAGUCGUCCCAAGCCCAACUCAGCCUGCUUUAAGCCCACCGAGCUUUAACCCGAGCCCAGUAGAACCAGUUCUUAGCCCACCUAAUUCCGCGCCGGGCCAAACUCAGCCUAUUUUAAGUCCACCAUCGUAUGGGCCCAGCCCACGCGUAAGUGUCCCGCCGCCAACAGGUCGCUUGCCCAGCCCGUUCCUGCCGCCAGUUGUGUACCCGCCGCCGUUGGGGCCGCCGGCUCCGUCGACCACGCCGCCGACAGCUCUGUGGUGCGUGGCGAAGCCGUCGGUUCCGGAUCCGAUAAUAGAGGAGGCGAUGAACUACGCUUGCGCAUCCGGGGCGGACUGCGAUCAGAUUCUGCCGAAAGGGUCGUGUUAUCAGCCGGAUACACUGUUCGCACACGCUUCGUUUGCGUUUAAUAGCUAUUGGCAGAGAACAAAGCAGGCUGGCGGUACCUGUGAAUUCGGAAGCACCGCCAUGCUCGUUACUGUUGAUCCAAGUUAUGAUGGUUGUCACUUCACCUAUUUGUAGCUUGAGAUAUUGGAUAUAUGGUACAUUGGAAAUGGAUCAGAAGCACACAUAGUUAUUGGACCAGCCUAGCUAAAUCUCAUCAUCAAUAUCGUUCUAAGUCAUUGUCUCAUCAAUAUUGACCCAUUGGACGUUGUAUACUUGUAUAUGUCAAGAUCAACAUUUUGUACUCAAUUAAACUCUUCAUUGUUAGAGUGUAUAUUUUAAAUUUGAAUAUUCUAUUCAGACAUGGAAAUAAUACAUUAUCAGAUUACUUUGUCAUUGGUUGAUAUUCACGUAUGAAUAUGAUGGCAUAGUUU
Molecule: messenger RNA, 2439 nt
Organism: Cuscuta epithymum
Lineage: Eukaryota; Viridiplantae; Streptophyta; Magnoliopsida; Solanales; Convolvulaceae
Source: the annotation of a GenBank genome assembly